Oryzias latipes (Japanese medaka) is the source of this 1209-nucleotide messenger RNA. It is a transcript of the gene mrpl45, whose product is annotated as mitochondrial ribosomal protein L45. Gene Ontology annotation, cellular component: mitochondrion. The record is from RefSeq and is a predicted model, not a curated record. Lineage: Eukaryota; Metazoa; Chordata; Actinopteri; Beloniformes; Adrianichthyidae.
CGGGUUGGUUCAGGGUAACAACAUGGCGAUGUCAGUGAGGAGGACGCUGGUCGGUGUCUACAGAGGAACAUGUAACUCCUUGAAGACUGUGGAGGCGUCUGUGGAAGUGCGGCAUCCCCUCCCGCUGGUCCUUCCAGCCAGGACCAAGAAGAGAUACUUCAUCCCUCCGGCGGUGGGGAUAAAGGGGAAGCAGCAGGAGGACCCUGAGGCCAGAGCCCGAGCAGCCGGGGUUGUUAUCCAGCAGCAGUACAUGGAGAGGCCCAUCAACAUCGCGUGCACAGCGGGGGUCUUUGACCCCUACAUCCCCCCAGAGGGCGACGCUCGCCUCUCCACUCUGUCCAAAGAAGGCCUGAAACAGAGGACCGAGCAGAUCCGACAGAGCGCCGCCUCCCAGCUGGCGAUCCGUAAAAUUAAGGAGCACGACUCGUUGUUCUCCACCAAGACGUUUGCAGAGCAAGCUCAGGAAAUCUUCAUCGAGGCUCACAGAGCUCUGACACAAUUCAACAAGGAGAAGCUUCACUCUUUGGUCACGGAGCGCUGUUACCCGGAGAUGACGAGGGGAAACCGCCACAAGACGAUCCGCUGGAGCUUCGUGGAGUCGCUGGAGCCGCCCAGGGUGGUCCACGCCCGCUGCCCCGACAUGGUGACCAAAGGAAACCUGUAUGGACAGGUGACGGUGCGCCUGCACUCCAAGCAGACUCUGGCCAUCUAUGACCGCUUUGGGAGGCUGAUGUUGGGCAGCGAGGAGCAGCCAAAGGACGUCCUGGAGUACCUGAUCAUUGAACGCCACCUCAUCAACCCGUACGGCCGCUGGAGGCUGCAUGGGAAGAUUGUGCCGUCCUGGGCUCCAGCCAAGGACCCCGUCAUCAAGACGAUCCUCAUUCCCGGCCCCCAACUGAAACCGUGGCAGGAAUAUGAUACACUUAACUAUGAAGUUCCCAAACCAGCAGCAGUGCAGUGGUAUAAGUAACAGGCCACAGGGGGGCGCCACAGGGUUGGGGAAAACUAGACUUUGUUGUUUCUGACCCUGUUUAAACAUUUAUGAGCUGAGGCUGGUGGGGGGGAAAAAACAAGCUUCCUCUGCUUUUGUUUUUCAAAUGAAACAUUUAAUUUGCAAAAAACCUCAGAUGUACAGAAGCUGGUGUAUUUCUGCAAUGAUUGACACCACCUUGACCGCCACUCAUACAAAAAUAAAAAGUCCCAUCUGUA